AUGCUAUCUGCCAAGAGUAUACUAAGUAGGUCUAGUCUAUCGAAGUCCGUUGUUUCGAUUUCAACGCGUCUACAAUCCACCAAGGUUCAAGGUCAAGUUAUCGGUAUUGAUUUGGGUACCACGAACUCUGCUGUGGCCUUGAUGGAAGGUAAGAUUCCUAAGAUCAUUGAGAAUUCGGAAGGUUCAAGGACCACGCCUUCCGUCGUGGCCUUCACGAAGGAAGGUGAGAGAUUGGUUGGUAUUCCAGCUAAACGUCAAGCUGUUGUUAAUCCUGAAAAUACUUUAUUUGCUACAAAGCGUUUGAUUGGUAGAAGAUUCGAAGAUAAGGAAGUUCAAAGAGAUAUCAAGCAGGUUCCUUACAAGAUCGUCAAGCACACCAACGGUGAUGCGUGGGUCGAGGCAAGAGGUCAAUCUUAUUCACCAUCUCAAAUUGGGGGUUUCGUUCUAAAUAAGAUGAAGGAAACCGCUGAAGCAUACUUGGGUAUGACUGUUAAAAACGCAGUCGUCACCGUGCCAGCUUAUUUCAAUGACUCUCAAAGACAGGCUACAAAGGACGCCGGUCAAAUUGUCGGUUUGAACGUUUUACGUGUGGUCAACGAACCAACUGCCGCUGCUUUAGCUUACGGUCUGGAAAAAUCAGAUUCAAAAGUCGUCGCAGUUUUCGAUUUAGGUGGUGGUACCUUUGAUAUCUCCAUCUUAGAUAUUGAUAAUGGUGUCUUCGAAGUCAAAUCCACUAAUGGUGAUACCCAUUUAGGUGGUGAAGAUUUCGAUAUUUACUUACUAAGAGAAAUUGUUUCUCGUUUCAAGACUGAAACUGGUAUCGAUUUAGAAAAUGAUCGUAUGGCCAUUCAAAGAAUAAGAGAGGCAGCAGAAAAGGCCAAGAUUGAAUUAUCUUCAACCGUCUCAACGGAAAUUAACUUACCUUUUAUCACAGCAGAUGCUUCUGGUCCAAAACAUAUCAACAUGAAGUUCAGCAGAGCUCAGUUCGAAACUUUGACCGAACCUUUAGUCAAGAGGACUGUCGAUCCAGUGAAGAAAGCAUUAAAGGAUGCUAACUUAUCCACUUCCGAUAUUUCUGACGUCAUUUUGGUUGGUGGUAUGUCCAGAAUGCCAAAGGUGAUUGAAACCGUCAAACAAUUAUUCAACAAAGAACCAUCAAAGGCUGUUAACCCAGAUGAAGCUGUUGCCAUUGGUGCUGCAAUUCAAGGUGCUGUUUUAUCUGGUGAAGUCACUGAUGUCCUUCUAUUGGAUGUUACCCCAUUAUCCCUUGGUAUUGAAACUUUAGGUGGUGUUUUCACUAGAUUGAUUCCAAGAAACACUACAAUCCCAACUAAGAAAUCUCAAAUUUUCUCCACCGCUGCAGCAGGUCAAACUUCUGUCGAAAUUAGAGUCUUCCAAGGUGAAAGGGAAUUAGUCAGAGACAACAAGUUGAUUGGUAACUUCAACUUAUCCGGUAUUCCUCCAGCUCCAAAGGGCGUUCCACAAAUUGAAGUCACUUUUGAUAUCGAUGCUGAUGGUAUCAUCAACGUUUCUGCAAGAGACAAAGCCACAAACAAGGAUUCCUCCAUCACAGUUGCCGGUUCCUCUGGUUUAUCUGAUGCUGAAAUUGAACAGAUGGUUAACGAUGCUGAAAAAUUCAAGACUCAAGAUGAAGCUAGAAAGAAGUCCAUUGAAACCGCAAACAAGGCUGAUCAACUAGCAAAUGACACCGAAAACUCCUUGAAAGAAUUCGAAGGUAAAUUAGACAAGGCCGAAGCACAAAAGGUCAAGGACCAAAUUGCCUCAUUGAGAGAAAUUGUUGCCAAGGUUCAAGCCGGUGAAGAAGUAAACGCUGAAGAAUUGAAGACCAAGACUGACGAUUUACAAACUGCUUCCAUGAAAUUGUUCGAACAAAUGUACAAGAACCAAGAUUCUUCUUCUUCCAACACCCAAUCAAAUGAAGGUGGCGAAACCAAACAAUAA
Messenger RNA from Kazachstania africana CBS 2517, 1962 nucleotides. It is a transcript of the gene SSC1, whose product is annotated as Hsp70 family ATPase SSC1. Bases 1 to 1962 code for a protein of 653 amino acids. Gene Ontology annotation, biological process: cellular response to unfolded protein; protein refolding. The record is from RefSeq and is a predicted model, not a curated record. Gene Ontology annotation, molecular function: ATP-dependent protein folding chaperone; ATP hydrolysis activity; misfolded protein binding. The transcript has a single exon. Lineage: Eukaryota; Fungi; Ascomycota; Saccharomycetes; Saccharomycetales; Saccharomycetaceae. Gene Ontology annotation, cellular component: mitochondrion; cytoplasm.